UUUCUCAUUCGGCUCUUCAAUAUUCGCAUCGCACACUUUCCUUCACAAAGCCUACUCAUUCCCACAAAUCUAGCCACUGUUCUUUGUUAUUUCCAUUUUUCACCCGACCCGACGUCGUAUCAGGGUUCCUUGUCAAAUUGGCAUGAAGGCUGAGCUCGAUCCAGAUCUAGGAACUCACUCGCUUUGUUCCUGAAAUUGGAGGCGGUUUACGAGAAUUGCAUUGAUUCCGCGGCUAUAGGGUUUCAGAUCUCGCAUUUUGAGAGGGGGUUAUGUUAUUGUAGAAUUUCAAUUUAAGGUGGGGUUAGGAAAAUGCAUGUCAAAUCAGCACAAUCGACGUUCCGGGAUCGGACACAGGAGUUCCAAAGUAUAGCCGAGCAGCGUAAGAAGUCAUUUUCGUCAGGAUCGGUGCCAAAUGGGUCAAGUAGUAGCUCAAAGUCGGAGGAACAACGAUCUGUGGUUGCAAUUCAGUCUGAGUUCAACAGGAGGGCUUCCAAGAUUGGGUAUGGGAUACACCAGACGUCACAGAAGCUUGCAAAGUUGGCAAAGUUGGCAAAGAGGACUUCAGUUUUUGAUGACCCCACCAAAGAAAUCCAGGAGCUGACAGGACUUAUCAAGCAAGAUAUCACUGCACUAAACUCUGCAGUGGUAGACCUUCAGCUCCUUUCCAACUCGAGAAAUGAGAGUGGGAAUAUCUCUAGUGACACCACUAGUCAUUCAACCACAGUUGUAGAUGACCUCAAGAAUCGUUUGAUGAGCACCACAAAAGAGUUCAAAGAAGUUCUCACCAUGAGAACAGAGAACAUGAAGGUUCAUGAGAACAGAAGACAGCUAUUUUCUUCCACUGCUUCUAAGGAUUCUACAAAUCCUUUUGUCCGUCAGCGUCCGCUGGCUGCCAGGUCAGCCGCAAGCAGCUCAAAUGCCCCUCCUCCUCCUCCAUGGGCCAAUGGAUCACCAUCUUCAUCCCAAUCGUUUCCUAGAAAGCAGAUGGAUGGGGAGAGUCAGCCAUUGCUGCAGCACCAACAGCACCAUCAACAGCAACAAGAGCAGCAGCUGGUUCCAUUGCAAGACAGUUACAUGCAGAGCAGAGCUGAAACUCUUCAAAAUGUUGAGUCCACUAUUCAUGAGCUCAGCAGCAUCUUCAACCAGUUGGCCACUCUGGUUUCUCAGCAAGGAGAGAUUGCCAUCAGGAUUGAUGAGAACAUGGAUGACACAGUGGCAAAUGUGGAGGGGGCACAAGGCGCCCUGCUCAAGUAUCUGAACAGCAUAUCAUCUAAUAGGUGGCUGAUGAUCAAGAUAUUCUUUGUAUUGAUCUUUUUCCUCAUGGUUUUUCUAUUUUUUGUGGCGUAGUCACUGUGGAGACAGAAUUGAAAAGAAUGAAGAAAAAUGUUGUGUUUUUCCCCUGGUGAUUAGUCAUUAAUAUUCAUUUUAUACCUCAUUUUGCUUUAACCUAAUAAUCAUGCAGGGAGAUAUAAAAUUAGUAUCUAGUUGGCCUGUGAUAUAUAUUUAUGGAUACUCGCAAGUGUACAAGGUGUUGAAAACAAUUGAGAAUUGCGAAAAUUAUUUGUUAGUCUUCCAAA
Molecule: messenger RNA, 1577 nt
Organism: Alnus glutinosa
Lineage: Eukaryota; Viridiplantae; Streptophyta; Magnoliopsida; Fagales; Betulaceae
Product: syntaxin-32
Exons: 6
Coding region: 310-1347 (345 amino acids)
Biological process (GO): intracellular protein transport; vesicle fusion; endoplasmic reticulum to Golgi vesicle-mediated transport
Cellular component (GO): Golgi membrane; SNARE complex; endomembrane system
Molecular function (GO): SNAP receptor activity; SNARE binding
Source: RefSeq, a predicted model, not a curated record